Messenger RNA from Paramecium pentaurelia, 1655 nucleotides. The record is from the annotation of a GenBank genome assembly. Lineage: Eukaryota; Ciliophora; Oligohymenophorea; Peniculida; Parameciidae.
AUGAAUUCACAUUUGUAAAUGAAGAGAGAAUAAUUUAUGGUUCAGAUUAGAAAAUAAGCUAGAGAAGAGAUCUUCUCUAAAAAAAGACAUACUAGCAUCAUAUAGGAUGGGGAUGUGUUGUAAAAAUGUAAUCCUGAUGAGACAAUUAAUUUUAUAUAUCAAACUUAUUUGGAGUAGGAUUUCAAACAUUUAGCUAAAUUGUUAAAAUAAUACAAUAUGAAUUAUUUAAAAUUAUUGGAGGAAGACAACUUAAAUGAUUAAGUUGUUUUGAAUUAAUUUAUCAACCAUUUUAGUAGUGCAAAUAUGAAUGGUUUAAAAUUAUUCUUUGAUAUAAUUAGGAUGAGUGAUAUUCCUAUAGAAUUUAAUUUAACAUCAGAUAGAUUGAUGUGUAUAAAUCAUGUAUUAGUAAUCUUGAUUAAUAUUACAUAUUUGGAUAGGAAAGAUAUUGUUGAGAAUUUGUUGUAAAAUGAUUUGAUCAAUAUUCUAUUGAAGGAUUUAAUAGAUAGAAUGGUAUAACCUGAGAAGAUUCAGAUUCAUUUUGAUAGAUGGUGUGAGAUUCUUGAGAGUGUAAUCAAUCUUAACUAUGAAUUUUACAGAUUUGUCUUAUAUUGAUAAAUAUUUAAUUUGAAUUGGAUAAUCGAAAUGUUUUGUUAUUUAGAGAAGAAAUACUUAGAUCACAAUUAUUUAGAGUUUGGUCUAAGUUUUAUCCAAAAAAUCCAAUCACUAAAACAUGGAAAGCAAUUCUAUUAUUAGAGUGUAAAUUAUUUGAAUCUAAUGAAAUUAAUCUCAUAGAUAUUCCUCAUUAUAAUGUAUGAUUUCAUUUAAUAAUAAGUUUAAUUGUAUUAUCUCAUAAUGUACAUUUUUAAUUGAUAAAGUUUAAAUGGAAGAUGAGAGUCUCUAUAAAAGAGUCUUGGAAAUCUUGUAAAAAUUAUCAGAAUUUAAAAUUACAAUUGCUUUGACCUUGACUUUGACUAAGUUUGUUUGGGAAAAGAUCUUAAAAUUAAAUCUAUUUCCAAGUAAAUUCUUUUCAAUAUUCACUAAUUUCCUUGCUGAAAAAGAUGAUGAUCAUUACAUUCUUUAAUAUUUGAUUGAUAUUGGUUUAAUAGAAUCCAUGGUCAAUUCCUUAUAAAAUUAAGGAGAUGAACUGAUAAUCGAAAAAAUAUUUAAAUGUUUUAACAACAUUCUAUACUAUCCACAUGCUUUCAUUGUAGAAAGAACAAUCACAGUUUUCUUACCCUUCCUACACAAUUACUUAAAUCAAUACUCUAUAAUAAAAUAAGAAAUCUGUAUAGAAUACUUGUAUCUAUUGUAAAAUCUAAUGAAUCAUCAACAAUUAUCUGAUUAUCAUUUAAAUGAAAUAUUCAUUAAUCUUGAUUGUUUACAAUACAUAAGUGAUAUGUAAUUAUUAUAAUCAUAAAAGGUUGCUUUCAUGUAUUUAUUUGACAAAGUUGAUAGCUGAAUUAUUCACAUACUUUUAAAAAUUGCCACCAUAAUUUAAAUUAGUAAUUCUUUAAAAAGUAGAUACCUAUGAUUUUGUGGAAAUUCUGAAUAAUCAAGCAACAAUAUUAAAAAAUAAAGAUGAUGGAUCUAUCAAUUUAAUAUUGAAUCUAAUACAAUUAUGGGAAUAAAGUGAUUUUGAGUUUAAUAUUGCUUGA